AUGAUGAUGGACUGGGGCGCUUUCUCCGAUUGGAUCGCCUGGGGCUUGCUCGUCUGCUCUUUCCUCGUCGUGCUGGCCGUUGCCCUCACGGCGCUCGUCGUCAUCCUCCACCACGCCAUCACAUAUCUUGGGCGGCGCUUCGGCAAGGCGCCGCCGCCGCCGUUCAUCGAGGACCUGCUCCAGAGCAUCCCGGACGUGGCGUACCAGGAGCUACCUGACGCCGGCGGAGACGACAGGGACUCGUGCGUCAUCUGCGUCACGCCCUACGAGGCCGGCGAGGCCUGCAGCGUCCUGCCCGGCUGCACCCACAUGUUCCACAAGCCCUGCGUCGCCAGGUGGCUGCGCAAGAAGAACACCUGCCCGCUAUGCAGGGCCACGGUAGGCGUGCCGGCACACCCACACCCACCACCACGGCAGCCCAACCUAGUCAACGCCGCAGAGAACGCGGUGUAG
Panicum virgatum (switchgrass) is the source of this 453-nucleotide messenger RNA. RefSeq names its product probable E3 ubiquitin-protein ligase ATL45. The transcript has a single exon. NCBI's taxonomy places the organism in Eukaryota, Viridiplantae, Streptophyta, Magnoliopsida, Poales, Poaceae. The coding region runs from base 1 to 453 and encodes 150 amino acids. The record is from RefSeq and is a predicted model, not a curated record.